This is a messenger RNA of Orussus abietinus, 2766 nucleotides long. It is a transcript of the gene Tak1, whose product is annotated as mitogen-activated protein kinase kinase kinase 7. Gene Ontology annotation, biological process: JNK cascade; positive regulation of canonical NF-kappaB signal transduction; protein phosphorylation. NCBI's taxonomy places the organism in Eukaryota, Metazoa, Arthropoda, Insecta, Hymenoptera, Orussidae. The transcript has 9 exons. The coding region runs from base 227 to 2053 and encodes 608 amino acids. The record is from RefSeq and is a predicted model, not a curated record. Gene Ontology annotation, molecular function: ATP binding; magnesium ion binding; MAP kinase kinase kinase activity.
GCCGCGAUCGUAGCUCAAGUGUGGACAGGGGAAGCAGACGAAAUUUUUCUCUCUCUUUUCCUGGGGAUUUGGAAAAAGUCUGUUUGUGGUAAAAACCAGGGUCGAAGUGGAAGGUGGAGAAUGGGUAAUGGGAGCGGGCGGCUCGAGUGAACGCUCUCGGGGACGGCUCGAGGACUCGAGUCGACCGGAUGCGCCCUGUAAAUAAUGUGACGUGGGACCGUGUGUGAUGGCGAGCAAAGAGGGAGCCGAACAUCAACAACGGUUCGUCGAGGAAAUUGAUUACAAUGAGAUCGUCACGGAGGAGGUCGUUGGGAAAGGAUCGUUCGGUGUUGUGUGGAAAGGAAGGUGGAGAGGCCGUUACGUGGCUGUUAAACAUAUUAAUUCAGAGGGCGAGAGGAAAGCGUUCGCCAUAGAGGUGCGACAGUUGUCCAGAGUGUCGCACCCUAAUAUCGUCAGACUUUAUGGAGCCUGCACGAAGAACCCCGUAUGUCUCAUUAUGGAAUAUGCCGAAGGUGGAUCUUUGUACAAUGUUCUGCAUUGUCCUCCGUACCCGCGUUAUACAGCAGGACACGCCAUGAGCUGGGUACUUCAAUGCGCACAUGGCGUAGCCUAUUUGCAUAAUAUGAAGCCUAAGCCACUGAUACACAGGGACCUGAAACCUCCUAAUUUGUUGCUAAUCAUGGGCGGUCAGAUGCUCAAGAUCUGCGACUUUGGGACAGCUUGUGACCUGAACACGUACAUGACCAAUAACAAAGGCUCAGCUGCCUGGAUGGCACCAGAAGUCUUCGAGGGCUCUCGAUACACAGAAAAAUGCGAUGUCUUCAGUUGGGGUAUUAUCCUCUGGGAAGUUCUCUCCAGAAAGAAACCCUUCGACGACAUCGGAGGGUCAGCUUACCGAAUCAUGUGGGCUGUUCACAUUGGACAGCGACCACCUGGGAUAGAAGGUUGUCCAAAGCCUAUCGAGGACCUUAUGAAUAGUCGGCUUAUUAUUAGGUGUUGGAAGAAGGUUCCCGAAGAGCGACCAUCAAUGGACGAGGUAGUGAGGAUAAUGACCGUCCUCUCCGAAAUGUUUCCUGGCGAGCUGGAACCUGUUGAAUAUUCCUUAAGCAGUGAGGUGGACGAGGACGAAGAGCCUGGUGAUACUUUGGACUUUACCGAAACUUUGGACUCGCAUAUCAACGGAUCGUUGACCAACGGGGCCGACUCUCGAUUGCCAGCUCUGGUUGAAAUGGAUAACGAGAACGUGAAACAGGAAAGCGUCGGUUCUCCGGAGACGGCAGAAGUUUCCUCUCCGCCAAAGUUUGGUCGGGUUUUCAUCUCGGAUGAUUCGCCUCGAACUCUAGGCGUCCAUGACGACGCAGAAGUGGCUCCGGCAACUCGUUCGCCUCAAAUUACCGAAAAUUCUGACAGAAAUGCGGCUCAGAAGUCGGCACGAGCUACUGCAGCGCCAACUUCUGGGAAGCCUGCUACAUUAUCGAGGUGCAACUACGACCUCGCGCCACUUCACGUCGAGUGCGAUCCGAAUGCCUGGGAGCUAGAGUCUUCAAACUCUUCCUGGGAAAUUCGAAAGAUGGCCGGCUUAGACAAGAUGGCUCCCAAAAAGCCUCUGAAGAGCAGCAGCACGACGAACAACGACCUGGACAACGUUUACCGGCUGCUGGACGCGGAGCUCAGACCUCUCACGCCGGAUUACACUUGUCCGCGAUCUCGGGAGAUCUUCGAGGAACACAAGCAACUGGCCCAGGAGUACCUGAAGGUGCAGACCGAGAUCGCUCUUCUGGGCCAACACAGAAACGAGAUGCUGAAGAACCUGAGCGUCGACAGUCUCAGGCAGCAGCAGGAGCUGCGGAAGCUGGAGGACGAAAAGGAGUCUCUAGUGAAGCUGUACCGCAACCUGAAGAGGCAGCUGGAGAUCAUGAAGGGCCAACGAGUGGGCGCAUCCGGAAAUUCCGUCGACCGACAGACAUCAGCAACCUCCGCAGCGUCCGUUCCUGCUGCUGUCUCCAGCGCCCAGGACGGUUGGGUGGUGGUUCCUCGACAAGAACCCUCGUGAUUCACCGAAAUCCCCGCACGUAGGACCGUGCGAGAGUCAACCAUCGUUUAGUGUGCAUCCUGAGGAAUGCGUUUCUCUUCCAAGACCGUCUCUAGGAGUCUCGAGUUGUGGGCUGUGGUCGGCGACCAGCCGAACAACCACCGGCUCACCUCCAGGAGCGACAUGCACGACUUACUUAAAGCGAAUCGUUUGUAUAAUACCGCUUAAGUUAAGAUAAGAUACUGAAAUCGGAUCUAAGUCAUGAUGCGACUCGGUGCAGAGAUUUUAGAUACCGACGACCUACUAGAGGUUUCUUCCGCAAGGGUAAUCUGGACUUCGAGGAUAGGGUGAAAACGUGAAAAAUAGAAGUAUUCACAAUUUGUAUGUAGCAAACGUAAAUUCAUGACCUAGGUCGGGAAUGAUCAGGAGAGACGACUGAGUCUUGAACAUCGACCGAGUGAACUUAACCUCGACUUUGUGUCCGUUCAUACCGAAAAGUGCGACCUCAAUCUAGAUCGCUCUUUCUAAGUCAGUAAAGUAGGUACUGUAUGUUGUACGUGUAUGUACUUGGAUCGAAUGCCGUGAUCUCAUACCAUUUUAUGAUAUUCCAUCGUCCAGGGUGUCUUCGGUCGGUCGCGGGGACCGCCAGAACUGUGCGUACUAAAAAUCGCGGGGUGACGCAGUCACUUUGCAAUAUGUGAAUUAUGUUAAUAAAAUGAAGUUUAUUAAUAGGA